Molecule: messenger RNA, 1495 nt
Organism: Scylla paramamosain (green mud crab)
Lineage: Eukaryota; Metazoa; Arthropoda; Malacostraca; Decapoda; Portunidae
Exons: 9
Coding region: 171-1142 (323 amino acids)
Molecular function (GO): protein binding
Source: RefSeq, a predicted model, not a curated record
AAGGUCGUUAGGACAAUCGCAGGUGCCCUGAGGAACCUUCGCCUUCCCUGCUGUCAUUCCCCCGCUGGCCGCUGUCCCGCACACACACCAACACACAACACCGCCUUAAUUAACUUCACUCAGCUUCUCGCUUUUUAGCAGUAACUCUGACAAAGUAGCAAGCGGCAUCGAUGGCGGGCGCAGCAAAAUUGGCGCUGCUGGUGGUGCUGGCUGUGGCAGCUGCCCAGCAACAGUGCUCGGACAAUGACGAAAUCUCCUGCAGCUCUGGCGAAUCCAGGUGCAUUCCCUACCGCUACAUCUGUGACAGUGACCCCGAUUGUGACCCAGAGUCCGAGGACGAGGACCCAGAACUGUGUGCGGCUUGGAAGAACAACGAGUGUAACCGUGGUCAGGUACAGUGCCAGAGGGAUGGAGAUACAACUUGCAUCAAUAUUUACGAGUACUGCGACCCCAGCUCCAACUGUCAAGGCGACCUGGACCGUCGGAUCUGUAAGAUGAUUCGUGAUGGACAGGUGAAGCCACUUUCCGAGAUCCAGGUCUCACCCUAUGAAGCAUAUGAAAAUAACGAUCUGCUGAAAACUGAACAUCUCGCCAAGGAGUUUGUGCUGCUCCUGAACCGUACCAUACAACACCCACGCUGCCCCACCAUGUUCACCCUCGUGGAAGACCAGUGCCUGGCCCUCUUCUUCGUCGGAAGUGUCAGCUGGGGGGAGGCAAGAUCCUUCUGCCAGGUGCUGGGAGGCGACCUCAUCACCUUCAGGGACGUGAGCCACUACACCGCCGUCGUGACACAUCUGAGGGAAGCCCAACUGACGGUGGACUUCUGGGUGGGCGGUAACCUCGCCAACGAAACUGAGGGAUGGCGCUGGAUUGACGACUCGUCCGUGGACUUGGGCACUCCCUACUGGGCUGUCAGAUAUGAGGAUAAGUGCCAGCAUCGCAACGUAACGUUCCCCGAGCUCAAUCAGACCCGUGAGGCCAAUGACGGUGCCUGCUACCACUACCUGCAAGCCCCAGACUCACCCCCGCGCGGUCGCUGUGUGGCGCUUCCCUAUCAGCAUUACUAUUACAUGACCGACGAGAACUGUCUGAAAAAGAAGAGUCCACUCUGUGUGCUGGGCGAGGAGGAGGUGACCGCUUGAGAUGAUUUCACGCUCACACGCACACACACACACACACACACACACACACACACACACACACACACACACACACAAACUCACACACAAAUAAACACACAGAUAAAUAUGGAUAUGGAGACAGGACAAAAUGAGCUUUGUGUCAUGCCCUGUACAAUACAACAAGGUAAAUACGCACAAACUAUUUAGCCAGUGAGUUGUAAAUUUUAUAAUAAAUUGUUUGAAAAUAAAAUUUUUCAGAUGAAAUUACUGUAUUAAAGCUUUUCUGCAUUGCAAUGUAAUAUGAACUUGUCUUGCCGGUAACAAUGCUGCCAAUAAUAUCUUGAUUUACAGUAACAUAAAUUUUGUAGAUUUAA